This is a messenger RNA of Pelagomonas calceolata, 1002 nucleotides long. The record is from the annotation of a GenBank genome assembly. Lineage: Eukaryota; Pelagophyceae; Pelagomonadales; Pelagomonadaceae.
CCAGCGCAGGUGCCAAAUCUCUGCAUCAGCCGUCGCAACAGCGUGCGAGUGAUCAUCUAUAUCUAUAAUCGAUCGCGUGCGAGCAGUAAACUGCUCUCCGAGCGGCCGAGACACGCCCACAAACGAGUGCUGCCGUCAGCGGAGUGCUGCCGUAGCAUGCUUCGCGCGGUCAAGACACAAACGAGUGCCGUCAGCAUGCUGCGUGCUGCCGCGCGCCGCGCCUACUGGGGCACGCAAGCCUGGCAGGACCAGGCUCUCGCGGCCAAGCGCAACGCGUCGUCGACGCAAAUGGUGAGCCUCGCGACGCUGCAGUCGCUCUACAGCUUCCGCCCCGGCAUCGCAUAUGUUUUGGACGCUCUCUACCUCGCGCCGACGGCGCGGUCGCCGGCGCAACGCACGAUGCGGUCGUGCCGCGGCGCCGCCUUCGCGACGAAAGACGCAGGCCUCGCGCCGCUGCCGGCGUCGCGCGCCGCGACGACCACGCCGAGCGGUACUCGGAUAACUCGCACGGCUCGGGACUCGGGCUUCGAGCCGCUGCCGGCGGGCGCAAAGGAGCCGUCCGGCGCCGAGCUCAACGACCUCGUCCGCGACUGGGUCGACAAGACCGGUGCGCAAUCCGUCGUGAUUCAGGGCGAGGGCGACCCGCUCGCGGCGCAGGACGUCGUCUGCGAGACGCUGCGGCUGGCCCAGGGGUCGGGGGCACAGUUUCGCCUGAAUACGCUCGGCGUGGGGGCGACCGACGCGAUCUUCGACGCGUUGGGACUCGUCGAGACGGUCUCCGUCUUCCUGCCGGCCGCAGAGGCAUCAAAAUACGACGAGCUGCUCCAGCCGCGCGAGCCCGGGGCUUUUGAGGACGCCUGCGCAUUCGUGCGGCGGGCGUCGGCGGUAUCAAACGUCGAGGUCACGGCCGUCGACCGGCCAGAUGUAGAUGUCGCGGCCGUCGAGGCGCUCGCCACGAGCCUCGGGGCGGCCCAGUUUCGCACGCGGUCUUGGUUGGGGUAG